UGCCAUUCUUUGCAUCCUUCUCAUCCUUGAAAGACUCGCCAACCAUGGAACACUCACAUCAUAUCAAGAGCGAGCCUCUCUCAGGCCGAGCAUCAGAAUUGGCAAAUUCUUUCCUGUCAGAGCUUACCGAAGAGCUUGCUAACCCAAUGGGAGCCGGCGUGAAGCGCGAAUAUGAUGGGCAUGAAGGAUCAGAUCGUCGAAGUUCUCGCCAUAGGGGAGAGGAUUCUAAGGAUAAAGAGAAGGAGCGGGACCGAGAUAGACAUCGCUCCUCUAGUUCACGGCAUGAGCGCAGUGAUCGUGAUCGAGAAAGAAGUGACAGAGAUAGACAUCGCAGUGAGAGAGAUAAGUCUGAACGCAGUCGUGACGAUCGUGAACGUAGUGAGCGCGACAGGCGUAGUGAGCGGGAAAGAGGUGAUCGCAGUGACCGUGACCGUGAUCGUGAUCGCGAACGUGGUGAGAGAGACCGCAGGGACAGAGACCGUGAGUAUGAACGUUAUGAGAGAGACCGUAGAGAUCGCGACCGCAGCCGUGAUAGAAGACCUGGGAGGGAGAGAGACGAUAGAUAUCGCGAUAGUAGAUACAGCAGCGGUAGAAGAUCGAGUAGAAGCAGGAGUCCACCUCGCGAAAUGUCACCUUUGCUGGAUGAGCACAACAUUCUACCCAUCAACAAGAGGGUGCGUAAGCUCAAGAACUGGGAUGUACCGCCUCCAGGCUAUGAAGACAAGACUGUUCAACAGGUCAAGGACUUGGGGAUCUUCCCUCCACCUGGGCAACCAGCAGUGCUGCGAUCAGAAAUCCUUCAAGGAAUGGAUCCAGAGCGUGCUGCACAACUUGUUCAUGAAUUACCGCCUCGUCCUCUUCGCAUGAACUUCCCUAUGGGCCCACAAGGUGCGAUGGGGGUUAAUCCUUUUGGUAAUAUGGGCUUUGGAUUCCGUAACAACAACAACGCACCCAUGGGCGCAAAUGGAGUUGACCAUACAUUAGCAAGACAGCAGAGGAGGCUUUAUUGUGGCAAUCUUCCUAUGGGCAUUAAUGAGGAAUCAUUGGCUAAUUUUUUCAAUCAGACUAUGAUGAGCAUGAACCUCACCACUGGGGGAGGUGCACCUGUACUAUCCGUUCAUAUUAACUAUGAAAAGAAUUAUGCUUUUGUCGAGUUUCGUACUCCCGAAGAAGCGACAGCGGCCAUGGCAUUUGAUGGAAUUGUAUUCCAGGCACAAUCACUCAAGAUACGCCGACCUAAAGACUACCAGCCUCCGGAGGGUACAAACCAAGAAGUCCCCCAAAUCCACGUGCCUGGAGUCAUUUCAACGAAUGUACCUGAUAGUGAGAACAAGAUUUUCAUCGGAGGGCUUCCACUCUAUUUGAAUGACGAGCAGGUUAUUGAGCUUCUGACUGCAUUUGGAGAAUUGAAGGCAUUUAAUUUGGUAAAAGAGAAUAAUGUUGGAGCAUCCAAGGGUUUUGCAUUCUGUGAAUACCUUGAUCCCAACAUAACGGAUAUCGCCUGUCAGGGGCUCAACAAUAUGAUGUUGGGAGAGAAGAAGCUAGUUGUGCAGCGUGCUAGCGUUGGAUCAUCAAGGAACCAAAACCCGGCUGGUGGCGCUAACGCUAUAGCAUUGCAUCCUAAUCUUAUGCUUCCAGGUGUCGGUCCUACAGAAGUGGUACCAACUAAUGUUUUGCAGUUACUCAAUAUGGUCACACCAGAAGACCUCGAGGAAGAUCAGGAUUAUGAAGAAAUUGUUGAGGACGUUCGUGACGAAUGUGGUAAAUUUGGUCAGGUGAUUGAUAUCAAGAUCCCUCGUCCUGUUGAUGGUCAGCCAGUAUCAGGCGUGGGCAAGAUUUUUGUCAAGUACAACACAGUAGACGAAGCCGCUAUUGCUUCACGCGCGUUGUCUGGACGCAAAUUUGCAGAACGUACAGUUCUGACUUCAUUCUUUGACGUUGAUAAAUUCGCAUCGAACGAGUUUUAGUAUUUUGAAGAUACAAGGAAUCAAUGCUUCAUGCUUUUUCAAAUGCCUUGUACUUUAGACUGCGCUGCGAUCUAAUCAAAUGUAUAACAAUAUCUAGGAGAAAUGCAGUGGAGAAUGAAGAAUUUUUUUUAAAGAAAAGAAACUUAAAGAAAUAAUGUGA
Lobosporangium transversale is the source of this 2127-nucleotide messenger RNA. RefSeq lists its product as hypothetical. The transcript has 8 exons. Gene Ontology annotation, biological process: mRNA processing. Lineage: Eukaryota; Fungi; Mortierellomycota; Mortierellomycetes; Mortierellales; Mortierellaceae. Gene Ontology annotation, cellular component: U2-type prespliceosome; U2AF complex; nucleus. The record is from RefSeq and is a predicted model, not a curated record. The coding region runs from base 45 to 1967 and encodes 640 amino acids. Gene Ontology annotation, molecular function: poly-pyrimidine tract binding; pre-mRNA 3'-splice site binding.